Molecule: messenger RNA, 1236 nt
Organism: Trichoderma reesei QM6a
Lineage: Eukaryota; Fungi; Ascomycota; Sordariomycetes; Hypocreales; Hypocreaceae
Exons: 1
Biological process (GO): lipid metabolic process
Molecular function (GO): phosphoric diester hydrolase activity
Source: RefSeq, a predicted model, not a curated record
AUGAGAGUCGUCCCCUCCGCGGCCCUCGGCGUGCUGACGCUGCUGGUGCAGGCCGCCGGCGCGCAAAAGGUGUCGUACUCGGACACGACGGGCCUGACCUUUUACCAGGGCACCAAGACGCAGCGCGUGGGCGGCGACGCGGUGCCGACGGGCGUCUACACGACGUACCACUCCAAGAUCACGCUGACCGGCGCGGCCAGCUCCAAGACGCGCUCGGGCACCAGCUCCGGGACCAGCACGGGCUCGGCCAGCGGCACCUACACGACGGGCUCGCUGACGGUGGGCGGCAACCUGACGGCGACGGCGACGGACGCGGUGCCGCAGCCGACCAACACGCAGCCGUGCAACAACCACGUGGAGCUGUGCUCGCGCAAGUUUGGCAACAUCACGCACGUCGGCUGCCACAACUCGCCCUUUGUGCGGCCGGGCAACUCGGGCUCCAACCAGGAGCUGCCCGUCAAGACGCAGCUCGACGACGGCGUGCGCUUCCUGCAGGCGCAGAUCCAGUGGCCGGCCAACGGCACGGUGCCGCACUUCUGCCACACGACCUGCGACCUGCUCGACGCGGGCCCCAUCACCGACUGGCUGGGCGAGGUGUACGAGUGGGUGGACGCGCACCCGUACGACGUCGUGACGAUCCUGCUGGGCAACGGCAACUACUCGGACCCGGCGCUGUACGUGCCCUUUAUCGAGCAGACGGGCAUCCUCAAGUACACCUUUGUGCCCACCGUCUUCCCCAUGGCCCUCGAGGACUGGCCCACGCUCGAGAACAUGAUCCUGCACGGCAACCGCGUCGUCAUGUUCCUCGACUACAAGGCCAACCAGACCGCCUUCCCCUGGCUCAUGGACGAGUUCUCCCAGAUGUGGGAGACGCAGUUCGACCCCGUCGACCGCGCCUUUCCCUGCACCGUCCAGCGGCCCCCCGACCUGUCCGCCGACGCCGCCCGCGACCGCCUCUAUCUCAUGAACCACAACCUCAACGCCGAGUUCAACGUCUUCAACCUCGAGCUGCUCGUCCCCGCCGUGUCGCUGCUCAACGAGACCAACGCCGCCGACGGCUACGGCAGCCUCGGCCUGGCCGCCAACAACUGCCGCGCCGACUGGGGCCGCGCCCCAAACGUCCUCAACGUCGACUACUACAACUACGGCUCGCCCCCGGGCUCCGUCUUCGAGGCCGCCGCCCGCAUCAACAACGUCACCUACAACCGCCCCUGCUGCGGCCAGGUCCAGUCCAGC